UUGGAGCAUACCAGAAAAACAGAGUCUCCGGAGGCGCCGGUUUAGGGUGUUGGGGCUCCCAUAAUUCAUCGUCGCAUAUAUAUAUGAAACUACAGCUCGGAUUCUAAAUUUGUCUUUUGGUGAUUCCUUGCAGAUAAAAAAUAAUCCAGGAGAACAUUUUCCCCCCAUAGUUUUCUCUCCUCGGAGAGUUCGCUACCUGUGCUUCCAUUGCCGGCACUACAUGGCGGUUCUUCCUCCUGCUCAAACCUGAGGCCAUAUACCGUAUUCUGUUUCAGAUUCUUCCCCUGUUUUUGGAUCUACGGGGACCAUAGCUUACAAUUUGCCAACUCCAUGCCCGUAGAUGCAAUUCCAUGCCUUGCGUAUGAAUGACGAUCGGGCUUAGCAAUGGACGACAGCGGAGGCUCUAAAUUGAGCAGAAUUGGGCAGAUUGUGCGACUAAAGGAGAUGAUUCAGAAGUGGCAAUCUGUCACCCUGAGUUCAAAAGUGAACUGUCAACCUGCUGACUUGAAUCACGGGGGCAUAGCACCAAUGAUUAACAGAAGGCUGAGGAGCGUCAUGUACUGUGACUCGGAUGAAGAAAGCUGCCAGAGCCCUGAGCCGCCACCUGAUGUUCCCAAAGGGUAUUUGGCAGUCUAUGUCGGGCCAGAGCUUCGGAGGUUCAUCAUUCCCACCAGCUAUCUUAGUCACUCUCUAUUCAAAGUGUUGCUGGAAAAGGCUGCCGACGAAUUCGGGUUUGAGCAAAGUGGCGGGCUCACUAUCCCAUGUGAGAUUGAGACUUUUAAAUUCCUCCUAAACUGCAUGGAGAACAACCAGAAAGAUCAACAUGAUGAAAGCUCCUCUGGAAACGCAGGAACUAUUGAAGAGUAAGCGAUUACUCUAAUCUCUGUUAGGGGAUCAGACGACCAGAUCAUGAGAUUGGUUUCAGGUGUAAGAAACUCUCCUUGCUUCGUUUUUUUUUUUUGAAUUUCUUAUGGGAACAAUUACGCAACGUUUUAGUUAGCAAAUUUUCAAACCUGCUGGGAACAAUUUGAUGGUAGAAUCUUGAAAACUUAUUUGGAUUCUCUCGUAUGGCAUAUGACCUGCGUAUGAAGUUCUCAAAAUUCACGCGUUUUUCUAAGUAAAAUCUGUUAGCUUAUUUAAAUGGCAUAUCCUUGAUUUUUUGUGUUUUUU
This is a messenger RNA of Prosopis cineraria, 1170 nucleotides long. Its product is annotated as protein SMALL AUXIN UP-REGULATED RNA 10-like. The record is from RefSeq and is a predicted model, not a curated record. NCBI's taxonomy places the organism in Eukaryota, Viridiplantae, Streptophyta, Magnoliopsida, Fabales, Fabaceae. Gene Ontology annotation, biological process: response to auxin. The coding region runs from base 385 to 867 and encodes 160 amino acids. The transcript is spliced from 4 exons.